AAAAAAGAAAAAAAAAAAGAGGUCAUCCAGCCUGCCCUUUGGGAAGAAACACUCUGCCAAGUGUCCUCUCUACCUUGUAAGCCUGCCCAGCAGGGACCAAGACGUAAACCUGCACCCAUUCUCAGGUGUCUAACAAGUUAGUGCCUGGCUCAGCUUUUAGCAAGAGGUAAAUCCAUUCAACUCCACAAAUACCAACCCACCCAUCGUGAACGGUACUCUUUCACUCCAUUUCCAUAUUCUGGGUUACUCAGUUUUUUAGAAGAAUCAUGAUGGCCUUAGGAGUCCUGGGUCAAACGGGAUCCCUGAGCUGCCAGGCAGGGGCACAGACCACAAGGAAACCCACCUUCCAUCCCAGGCUUCUAGAACAGUGGUUCUCAACUCUGGCUACACUUUAGAAUGACCUAGGAAGCGAUUUAAAAAUGCUAAUGCCCAUACCCCAUUCCCAGCCUUUUAAAUCAGAAUUCUGGGGGUCCAGCCAGAGCCAAACUAGUUUUUGAAAAUGCCACAGAUGGUUCCACUGUGCAGCCAGAGGCGGGAACUACUUGGCUGGAGGCUAAAAGUUUCAGAGUUCUAGCAGUUAGAUGGCAGGAAUGAAAGUACCCGGCUGGCCUUGGCACAGGAAAUGGAAGUUGACCUAGCUUUUAAAUAACCCUUACUGUUGGAACAGCGACCGAGUCUCCGUAUGUGCUGAUAAGAAGGGCAGGCAGAAAGACUCCAUGGGAGGCAGGACUCAGGAUGCUGUCUUCUGAGGCCUGAACUCGGGGCAGGGGUUUCUUGACCCUGCACUGGUAGUGUGGUCAGUGGUGUGUGACUGUGUAUUGGUGUCUGAGUGUGGCCAUAAAUGCGUGAAGGUCAGCUCUGCCAAGUCACAAGGCUCGUUAGGUUCUGAAUUAAAGUUGCUUCUUGGUUUAUAUCUCCACUGUUGUCUGGUUUCAUGUCUGGCCUGCUGUUUGUACUCAUCAGAAUUUUCAUCUUAAAAAAGGAAGACCCUGUUCCCAAUGGUCUCCGGGCACUCCCAGUAUUCUAUGCUGCUACCAUAGCAAUCAAUGUCUUUUCCAUCAUGUACACAGGAGCACCAGUGCUCGGCCUGGUUCUCCCCAUGUGGGCCAUAGCCCUCAUUUCCUUUGGUGUCGCCCUCCUGUUCGCUUUCUUUGUGUGGCUCUUCGUAUGUCCAUGGAUGCGGAGGAAAAUAACAGGCAAAUUACAAAAAGAAGUCUUUAUCACCGAGUAUCUGACACAAGCCCUCAUAAAAGCACAGGAGACGUCGGACCAGUCAAACACCUCUGCAGCGCCAGCACCGGGCUGCAUACCCACAUCCCGUGCACAAAAGACUCGGGGCUCUUACAAAGACCUGCUGCACAAAAUCCACAUCGACAGGGGCCCCGAGGAGAAGCCGGCCCAGGAAAGCAACUACAGGCUGCUGCGCCGUAACAACAGUUACACCUGCUACACCGCAGCCAUCUGCGGGCUGCCAGUGCACCACACCUUCCGAGCUGCGGACUCAUCGGCCCCAGAGGACAGCGAGAAGCUGGUGGGCGACACCGUGUCCUACUCCAAGAAGAGACUGCGCUACGACAGCUACUCGAGCUACUGCAACGCGGUGGCAGAGGCGGAGAUCGAGGCGGAGGAGGGCGGCGUGGAGAUGAAACUGGCGUCAGAGCUGGCCGAUCCUGACCAGCCACGAGAGGACCCUGCGGAGGAGGAGAAGGAGGAGAAGGACGCGCCCGAGGUGCAUCUUCUGUUCCAUUUCCUGCAGGUCCUUACCGCCUGUUUCGGGUCGUUUGCUCACGGCGGCAAUGACGUGAGUAAUGCCAUCGGUCCCCUGGUAGCUUUGUGGCUGAUUUACAAACAAGGCGGGGUAAUGCAAGAAGCAGCUACACCCGUCUGGCUGCUGUUUUAUGGAGGAGUUGGAAUCUGCACAGGCCUCUGGGUCUGGGGGAGAAGAGUGAUCCAGACCAUGGGGAAAGACCUCACUCCCAUCACGCCGUCCAGCGGCUUCACAAUCGAGCUGGCCUCAGCUUUCACAGUGGUGAUCGCCUCCAACAUUGGGCUUCCAGUCAGCACUACGCACUGCAAGGUGGGCUCGGUGGUGGCCGUGGGCUGGAUCCGCUCCCGCAAGGCUGUGGACUGGCGCCUUUUUCGGAACAUCUUCGUGGCCUGGUUCGUGACCGUCCCUGUGGCUGGGCUGUUCAGCGCUGCUGUCAUGGCUCUUCUCAUGUAUGGCAUCCUUCCAUAUGUGUGAUUUGUCUUCUUCCAGCUGCAAACAGCUAAAGGGAUGGUCUGGUGUGGGCGUGUGGGAAACACGUGCCCUCGUGCCACACAUACACAUCCUGGCCUUGCACGGUUCUCAUGACCAGCUCUCUGCCUCCCUUCCAGGAGGCUCCAUCCCACACCGUUCACCCGGGCUGCGGAGACUCACCUUCUCGAGCUAACUUAACUACUGUACAUAAUAAUAUGUAUUAAACUGGUAUCCUGGUGAUAUAAUGUGGUGCAGUUACUUAUAUAUUAAAUAUCUAUUGUAUCCAUAGAAUAGGCAGCGUUAUUUCAAACAUAUUCAAGUUGGAAGUGGAAAUCAUUGCCUAGAAGUCAAUAUUCAGUAAAUCUUGUACAUAACGAUUUCGAUGGCAAAUGUUAAGCCUUUUAAAAGGAAAGAGUAGAUUGGAAAAUGAUUUUUUUCCAAAUGAUGUUUUUCCCUUCUAAUAUACUAUAAGGUGAUGAGCUUCAGGACAGGCGACACGACCCUGCAGAGGCCGCGUGCCAUGGGAUGCCAGCGGGAUGGGAGCUCACAAGUGCUUUCACUGAAGAUUUGUUCAUAUAUUGUGUAUUGAUUCUUGUGUAAUAUAUCAUCAUUGCUUUUGUAAAUACGUAAAACUGUAAUUUUUUAAUGGUGUGCUUCCCUUAUACUUUUUUGAUCAGAGAAUUUUGGAAAGUACCAAAGAGGCAGGGGAAUCGUUGGCCAGUGUUACAUUUUCACAUUGUCUGUCUCCCACCCUCACUGAUCAUGCCUGCCCCGGAGCAGCGUGUGGCAGUGACACCGUCACCCAGCAUGCGCCACGCCGUGGCUCCCACCAGCAGUGCCACCGCCGCCACCACACCCCAGAUCCCGCCCGCCCUGCAGUGGCCUUUCCUUGUCAUCAGAGUAGAGAAUGCACAGGUGUUGGUGAGGGCGUGUGGCUGAGCACUACAUGUCAAGUCCAGGGUCAGUUUUCAUCCCAAUUCUCCCGGCAGCCUGAAGAAUGGAUCCUUGUCUCAAAUGUCAGCACAAAGGAGGCUUUUUCUGUGCUUUGACAUUCUAGCAGUUCAGGGAUGGGAGGGAGGGGAAAUCGUGGACGCUGGAUGGAGUAUUUCUCUGAGGCCCACACAAAGCUGGACAUCCCCAGGCUCUACUCUAUCCCAUUGGAGUCUCUUUUGAUAGCGGGAGGGAGGAAGUACGACUAAUGUUGGAGCCUGAAACUAUGGAAAUGCUGCUAAAAUUUUUAUAUUGACAAACAUUUUCUUGGUACUUCAUUGUGAUUUUUCAUUAAUCAACCAUAUUAAAUUUAUAAUAAAAAAUGCCCCUCGGAA
This is a messenger RNA of Cercocebus atys (sooty mangabey), 3564 nucleotides long. Its product is annotated as sodium-dependent phosphate transporter 2. The record is from RefSeq and is a predicted model, not a curated record. Gene Ontology annotation, biological process: phosphate ion transmembrane transport. Gene Ontology annotation, molecular function: phosphate transmembrane transporter activity. The transcript is spliced from 10 exons. The coding region runs from base 935 to 2242 and encodes 435 amino acids. Lineage: Eukaryota; Metazoa; Chordata; Mammalia; Primates; Cercopithecidae. Gene Ontology annotation, cellular component: membrane.